This is a messenger RNA of Aspergillus caelatus, 1809 nucleotides long. RefSeq lists its product as uncharacterized. Bases 736 to 1230 code for a protein of 164 amino acids. The record is from RefSeq and is a predicted model, not a curated record. NCBI's taxonomy places the organism in Eukaryota, Fungi, Ascomycota, Eurotiomycetes, Eurotiales, Aspergillaceae. The transcript has a single exon.
UUAUAGUUCUUCAACACCCCUUAUAUAUUGCAUCACCAUAGGCCAGGUCUUACGAUGCAUUUACAAGUAGUUCUUGAAAAUGUACCCAAGUGACACAUAUUACAUGCUCCAACAGAAGAGGAAGUAUCAGUCAGAUGUGCUUUCCAUUUUUCUGUCCGAUCCUGGCCUCACAUACGCCGCGUUUGCACUUUCCACCAGUGUUCUGAAAUUAGAGUGUCACACUGUCACUUCCAUGACAGCUAGUUUCCUGCUUUUACCCCCCUUGGCUGAGGACUGGAUCUGCACUAUAGCCUUAGAGUAAUUCGCCCCAAACCACAGCUUUCCUCUUCACCACUAGUUGAUAGGCUGACCGGACAAGAGCCCUCGUCCACAUAUUGGCCAGUCAGUGAACAUAGUUCAAUCUCCGCUACUUGCUUCUAAUUCCUGUCUUAGGGCACUAGUCUCACACCUUGCCCGUCUGCCAAAUCCGGCUUCACCAUGCGGUUUUGGGUGGAUUGGGCAUUGUGGCAGAAGCUUAGUUUUGUACGGAUGCAAUGACGGAAUAUGAAACUGGGGCGUUGCUAAUGACGACUUAUAUAGGUGCUCGCGGGCCUUCUCGUAAUGUGACGAACCCCACGGUACUAGGAUCACCACUGAUAUGACAAGGUUCUCGUGCUUAUUUAUUCGCUCUGCGUCCUUUUCUACAACAGACGGGCCACCAGGAAACAUGCCGCUGAAGAUGCGCAUUGGAAGACAAUGCAGGAUGCGGAGCAACAUCCGAUGCUGUCAGAAACGAAUGAGGUGCCGUUCGGUGCUAGAGCUUUAGAGCGAGGCAUUCUUGUGGAAGGCAUCUGGACACCAGGCCAGGAGUCUCCGAUGGAACCUAAUACACCAACUAGGCACGAAAGCGCUGGACCGGCCCUGACGCAGCUUCCCGCGAGCCCAACAAGUAUGGUACAGAGGCCUUCUCAAACAUACAUGCCGGUGUCUCUAUCAAUCCAGUCAGGUCCCAGAUGGGCUCCAGCAGUUUCCGAUAUUAGGGCCGAAUCAUCGGAUAGUCUUUACCCCGACACUCUGCAUGCAAAAAAAUCUCGCCAAUCAGAUGUUCAACCAGUCGGUAAGUCCCAUGAUGUAGCUGACUCGGAUGUUGCCCGAUCAAAGCUACGACUCAGCUCUCGUGGCUCAUGGAUCAGCAAGCCUUUUGACAAGCGAACGUCAGGCGUUGAAGGUAAGCCCACGACUUCAUCCUAGUUUGCGAGAUUAGGGUGCAUAGGAGAUUUGUGGUAACAGGAUGCCGAAACUGACGAGCUUCCAUAGGAGCCCAUCCGCGAACUUCCUCCGAAGAGUUUAGGCGCAGGAUUAGCAGAUUGUUCGACGAAAAUGUCCACGCACGCCCGAUCGAAAUGUUUCAGUUGCAAUCCAAUUCUUCGGAGUCUGUUGAUGGUCGUCAAAAGGAACUCAUCCCAGAUCCAUCGAUGCAUAGGCCAAACCAUGCAAUCCGUUGAUUGAAUAGUUCCAUUGUUUACUUUCCCGAAAAAAAGGGAUUAUAUGCUAUUAUCAGUUGGUCAUGUAAUGUGCCCCAGAGCGUGAAUUAUCAGCCUUGAAGAUUUUCAUUCUUUCCUGUUGGAUACAGCCAUCUGUCUCGUCGGCCUUGCCUCAAUUGCGCUCUGGGAAGCUCUGCGACGCAUAAUGAUCAUUCCACUGUGGGGCGAUACAACUAUACUGUUAACGUGGAAAAAUGUUCGUUGUAUCGGUUGAUAACCGUCAAGAGACUUUUCGGACUCAAUGAAACAAAACGUAAUGAAGCAAGCUCAUGACCCACACAUUAAG